GUCGCCGCCGCUCUGUGUGGGCAUGUGGCGCGUGGCUCCCUCUAGCGGUGCGCGCCGCCAGCGAGCCAAGAGUGCGGCGCUGGGCACAGACGGCCGAGGGGAAGCGCGAGGCAGAGCAGAGCCAGACUUCCACAGUCCUUCCCCUCUAUGAGAAAGAGCGUCGGAGAGGAGCAGCGACAUACGGCUUCGUGUCUGCGCGGCGGCGGCGGCGCUCAGUGCUCAGCUGCGAUCCGCCCGAGCGGCGGCUGCCAGCGUGGACCAUCAUGUCCCGACAUGAAGGUGUGAGCUGUGACGCGUGUUUGAAAGGAAAUUUUCGGGGCCGCAGAUACAAGUGUUUAAUCUGCUAUGACUACGACUUGUGUUCCUCGUGCUAUGAGAGUGGUGCCACGACGACCAGACACACUACAGAACACCCGAUGCAGUGUAUAUUAACUAGGGUUGAUUUCGACCUGUACUAUGGCGGUGAAGCAUUCUCUGUGGAGCAGCCGCAGUCUUUCACGUGUCCCUACUGUGGGAAAAUGGGCUUCACGGAAACAUCGUUACAGGAACAUGUGACCUCGGAGCACGCAGAGACUUCCACAGAGGUGAUUUGCCCGAUCUGUGCCGCGUUACCGGGUGGUGACCCCAAUCAUGUGACAGACGACUUUGCCGCCCAUCUCACACUUGAACACAGAGCACCUAGAGAUUUGGACGAGUCAAGCGGCGUGCGGCACGUUCGAAGGAUGUUCCAUCCAGGGCGGGGCCUCGGGGGUCCUCGCGCCCGCAGGUCCAACAUGCACUUUACUAGCAGUUCGGCUGGGGGCCUCUCCUCUUCUCAGAGCGCCUCCUAUUCUCCGAGCAACCGGGAAGCCAUGGAUCCCAUCGCAGAGCUUUUGUCGCAGCUGUCUGGCGUUCGGCGCUCUGCGGGGGGGCAGCUGAACUCCUCGGGGCCCUCUGCGUCGCAGCUCCAGCAACUGCAGAUGCAGCUUCAGCUGGAACGGCAGCAGGCGCAGGCAGCUCGGCAGCAGCUGGAGACGGCACGCAACGCCUCUCGGCGCUCCAACGGUAGCAGCGUCAGCACCUCGAUCCCGCAGCCGAGCGUCGCCGCAAAUGCAGCGCUUUGCGACAGCAAUCCGCCCACUUCCCACAGCUCCCAGUUCCUCCUGACCCGGUUGAAUGAGCCGAAAAUGUCUGAGGCGGAGCGGCAGAUCCUGGAGAGCGAGCGUGCCGAUCGUAGCCUCUUUGUCCAGGAGCUGCUGCUGUCCACGCUGAUGCGGGAAGAGAGCUCUUCGUCAGACGAAGACGAGCGCCGAGACUUCGCCGACUUUGGCGCCAUGGGCUGCGUGGAUAUUAUGCCUUUAGACGUUGCCCUCGAGAAUCUCAACCUGAAGGAGAGGAACACGGGGAAGGAGCCGCCUCCAGCACCUCUUUGAUGUCGUCCCUCAGCGCAGACACUGUCCUCUGUGCUGUAACUGCCAACAAGUGGACGACACCUCUCCCUGGGUUUGUUUUUCGGUGAUUGUAACUGCAGGUCUCUCUGUCUCCCUUGUUGCAUUGUGUACGCUCACGAAGAUGAGAGGGCGCAAGCGUAGAAGUAAACGCGUAUAAAAACACGAGAGCUGGAUUGUAUGCGGAGCCGAUUAAUGCCGACUUUGGUGGUUCAGUGCCGUCAGCAGUGGCGCGAGAGGCACCUUCCGCUGCCCCCUUGAGCAGCUCUCCCGGAAAAUCCUUCAACACUGCAGAGGACACCAACUCUCCUCAAAGAAGCUGCUCUGUGUAUUUAUGAAUAUUAAUGAAUAAAAAGUGCUUGGAUGGUUUACCGUAACUACUGCAUGAUGUCAUUUGCAGCAUGCAUGAGUUUUAAUGACUCUGUCAUUAAAAUAGGAAAAAAUGCCCCAAAGCUUUCUUUCAGCAUUUUAAGGGUUACUUGAACGGGAAGUACAACAAAGAUCAACAAACCGAGGGACUUCUUUCUUUAUUAUUAUUAUUAUUAUAUGGGAACCUGCAGUCGCUACUAAAAUGUGCAGUGUUGUCAUCUCACAGCUCCACUCUGUCCUGUGCCCCCUUCUUACUGCUCCGUGUGAUGUUGCCGUAUGUGGCGUCACCACAUGUGACAUCACACGUGGCCUCUUUUCACUUCACCAGCCUGCAGGUCUGGCAUCAAUCUUCGCAAAAACAUGCAAAAUUACACGAUGGAACCAAGAACCUGGAGAGUUCCUGUGUUUAAGAGGAAACGAUGAUCAACAGACAGGAAAAAGGAAGAAAAAUCUUGCUUAUAUUUUCUGAAAUAUUGUGAUGUUUUAGUAAUCAACUGUUAAGCACCCAAUGUAGAUUCUCAUUUAUGCACUUGUACAGACGACCUGCUCGGUCCAAGCUUGUACUGCUCCUUUCUACAAGGUUUUCUCCUCUUAAGUUGUUAGCUGAGCCCUUUCCAAACCCACAGCACUUGAGUUGUGCGCUGUGGAUGAAGAACCGCAGGCUUUUUCGCCAUUAUCCCCUUUUCUUUUGAAGAAAGGCAUUCUGGUUUUUUCUGUUGGAGAUAGCACCUUCUAUUUAUUCUGUUUUUUUAAUUCUUGUAAUGACUCAUGCCACCUCCAUGCCUAUACUCUUAUCCUCUAUGUAAAAUACAAUGAGAUGUAUAUUGAAUUUGUGCGUUAACUUUCGUAAUGGUUCUAGGACAUGGGCAAAUUUUCAUUUUUUAAUGUAAAUUUAGAAUACAACAAUAAAACUGCG
Molecule: messenger RNA, 2712 nt
Organism: Scleropages formosus (Asian bonytongue)
Lineage: Eukaryota; Metazoa; Chordata; Actinopteri; Osteoglossiformes; Osteoglossidae
Product: E3 ubiquitin-protein ligase KCMF1
Exons: 7
Coding region: 264-1412 (382 amino acids)
Biological process (GO): synaptic signaling
Cellular component (GO): plasma membrane
Molecular function (GO): zinc ion binding
Source: RefSeq, a predicted model, not a curated record